CCCAGCCGCCUGGCGGAUGUGACGUCCUGGGCCGCUAGGUUGCUGCGCAGUUCUCCGGAGAGCAGCAGCGAACGAGAGACAGCCUGGAAGGAGCCGCCGGGAGGGACCUGUAGUGAAAUAGCAGCAGCCGCGGCAGCCGCUCCAGGCUCGGCCCCCUCCCGCCUCAGCCACCGAGAGCGAGAGAGCCACAGCCGGGCCGGCGCCGCCGCUGCGACAAACCGCCGCAGUCUCUUAUUGAAAUCAUGAAUCCUGUCUAUAGUCCUGGAUCUUCUGGGGUUCCCUAUGCAAAUGCCAAAGGAAUUGGUUAUCCAGCUGGAUUCCCAAUGGGCUAUGCAGCUGCUGCUCCUGCCUAUUCUCCUAACAUGUACCCUGCAGCAAAUCCUACAUUCCAAACAGGUUAUACGCCAGGCACACCAUAUAAAGUUUCCUGUUCACCCACAAGUGGGGCAGUGCCUCCCUAUUCUUCAUCGCCCAAUCCCUACCAAACUGCAGUGUAUCCGGUUCGAAGUGCCUAUCCACAGCAGAAUCCAUAUGCACAGCAAGGCACUUACUAUACACAGCCUUUAUAUGCAGCACCACCCCACGUAAUUCAUCAUACUACAGUUGUGCAGCCCAAUGGAAUGCCAGCAACUAUGUAUCCAGCACCAAUUCCACCCCCUAGAGGAAAUGGUGUCACUAUGGGAAUGGUGGCUGGGACCACAAUGGCAAUGUCAGCAGGUACCUUGUUGACAACACAUUCCCCAACUCCUGUAGCCCCACACCCAGUUACAAUGCCUACUUAUCGGGCCCCAGGAACUCCAACUUAUAGCUAUGUGCCCCCACAGUGGUGAUUACCAGGCAGUGUUUAGAGAUGGGAGAUAUGCAAUCAAGUAACUGAGGUUUAAAAGUUGGUGCUGAAGCCCUCAUGCCUCCAACCAGGACUUAUUUCUUCUGAUGCUUGCAACCCUUUGCUAAACACUAAUUCCAGAUCACUGAAGAUUUCCCAGUGCUGCAUAUCUUACAUCUUGGAACUCCAGGAGUUAGUCUUAAAGCAAAUCCUGUUUUGUGGACUGUCUUGCAAUUUUUUAGCUAAUUAUAAUGAUUAAAGGGAGUAUAAAUUUAUUGAUCAUAUCUAGUUGAAUGCAUGUUUAAGAAACACACAAAGCUUGCUCAAUCUACCUGCUGUGACUGAUGCAAAAACUGUCAUAUGCAAAAUCCAAAGGAGCCGAGAAGUAUUUUACAAUUUGUUUUACUAAUGCACUGUUGUAAUGUAUGCAGGGUCUUAAAAGGUAGAAUUGUGAAAGUGAUUCUUUUUUCAUAGAAAAACCAUACUAUACAUUAGGAAGUGCUUUAACCUUUUAAGGUUGAUGAAGGCACCAGUUGAAGGGGGCACCAUAAAGUGACAUUUUCCUUUCCUAGUUCAUUGACUGGAAAAGGAGUUUGUAGUUUGUAGAAAUCUUACAGAGGAUCAGUUUACCAUGCAUACCUAUUCCAUUUCCUUUUUUUCCUUUUUGAUUCAGUGUUACAUGGACAUUCUUAAGGAUAAGAAUUAAAUUAUACAAAAAUGUUGUACCGUCAUCAGUGAACAAAAGCAGCUUGUCUUGCUGUCUGGAUCAUCAAGGCAUACUUACUUUGUUAGAUUAUUAGGUGGAAAACUGUCUACACAGUGGUUUACCUCCUAGAAAAAUCACUGAUUCAGAUGAUUGCUGUUAUGUUCAGAAAAUUUCCACACUGCCAGUAGAAUCAAAUUCCAUUUGGCUUCAAAUUUUGCCCCGCCCCCCCCCAGAACAUACUAGUCCUUUCCAGCUGAAAAUGUUGCAGUUUAGACCAGUUUGCUUUUGUAAAAUGUACUAAUGCCAGAAUAUUUCAGUCAGUAGGAAGGAAUUCAACUAUGUGUUCUGAAGUAAGUUUCCAUGUUUAAUAUUUAAAGGGGAACAAAUAAUUUUAAACGGCUUUUUUAUUGGAUUGAUUUCCUUGCAGCAUAGAUUAUGAACAAAGUGUAGCAAUGAGCGGUUGUCAGGACACAAGAGUUUUUCUGCCCCCCCCCCCCAAAAAAAUUGUUACUAAAUUAGAAAAUGAUCGAGUAUAGAGGUAUUCAUUGGUGGCAGUAUUUUUUUUUUGUGUUAAACUUUGCAUAACCUCUUUUUGCCUACUAAAAUUGCAUUUGGAAAACUGAGUUAAGGAAGCAGAUGCAGUAUUUCAUUGCAAAGAACCACUUCUGAACUCUGCUACAGCUUGAGUUUUUACAGAAGUACCUCAGUCAAUGCUCUGGGGAUAUAGGGCUAGUCUUGGAACCUUAUUUGUGUACCAAAAUCAUUAUGAUCCUGUAUUUUUUUUAAAGUUUCAUUGCUAAAUGCAAUCAAGGGCUUUCUUUAAAUUGGCAUAAUUUAACAUACAGUAAUCGGACAUUUAUUUUCCCAGUACUUGUUGCCAGCAAUAAAUUUGUGCAGUAAAUGGUUAUAAACGCCAUUCCCUUUUAAAAGUUAAUGAUUUCUGUGUAGUAUUUUGGUAGUACAUUCACAAGGCUUUUAAAAUUGUGAAAUAUGAGUGUCCUUUGCUUUAUUUUGGAGUGAUAUACUGGGGGUGAUCAGUCUUUUAAUCAGAUUUGGUAGCUACUCCUGUGUAGCAUGCUUGCUGAUUUUAAUGCUGCUCUCCCGUCCUUUCCUGGGGUAGGAGGCUUCUGCACCUCACACCCCAGUUGAGGCCAGGGCCUUGACGGCUUAACUUUUUUGCAAUAAGCACUCUUCAUAUAUUUUUUUACUUUAGGUUUUAUAAAGUUUAUUUUCCAUGGACCCAUCCCAUCCAAAAGCCUUUAGCACAACAAAAAGUAAAGUUACUUUAAAUCUUAGUCUUGAGAACCUUCUGUAUAGAAGACCUUCUUUCCCCUACCAUUUGAAUCUGUACUGCUUAGGAUGAGUCUGCUUAGCUAUUCUCUUUGAAGAAUCAGUUCACAAAGUGCUCCACAGGCUAGUGAUAAUUUGAUAUGGACAGAUGUCCGAUUUAGCAAAUUUCAAGUUUAAAAAAAAUAUCUCUGGCCAUGUAGAACAAUUGAGUUUUGAAACAAGGCUAUGCUGAAAUGAAAACCAAUGAAUACAGCACCUCUUUCACUCUCUUGGCAUAACUACCCUGAACGCCUUCUGCUCAUGCAGCACUUUGUGAAUGGUAAGGACAACAUUAUAAUUUAUUUUUCUCCUAUUUCACAUUUCUAAAUGCUUCCUCUUACUUUCUGUACACCAUAGUAGUUGCAGCCUUUAGGUGAUCUAAGUUGAGCACUUUCUUCUAAGUUGUGUUAUGGGAUCCAUCUGCAAGGGAGGAAUAGUACUUAUUGCAAAAGAUCACUGCACCUUCCAGAACUUCUAAUCUGUGGGUGGGAGGGAGAGGAGAGGGCAUUUUACUGGAGGUGGCCCUAUGCUUCCAGUAGACUCACUAGGGAAGUAACCAAAAGCACAGUGACGAGGGGUGUAUAUAGCUUGGUAUAUUGUUGCAAAUAAUAAAAAGCAUGAAUAUGAAACUGAAAGUUUGUACUUCAAAUGGGGUUACAGACAGCAGGGGGAUGUUGUGGAUCUUCUGCUGCUGCUCAUUCCACUCCCGAUGUAGAAUUCCUGUGGGGAGGGUAUGCGUGCGCGGGUGUGUGUGUGUUGUAAAAUCUCAGAUUCAUCGUAUGUAGCUGUGUUGGAACUCCCCAGAAAACUUUAAAGGGGAAUUUAAUGCAGUAGAGACAAGGCUCAAAUCAAGCUGCUGUCAAGUGAAUGCAGCCAAUAUACUUAUCAACUUAGAACUGAAUUAAAAAAUCAGCAAUAACAAAACAAAAGUCUUGGGUUUCACUUCAGACAUGCGUUUAAACAAUAUUGAAGGUAUAGAGGAGAUUCCAAAAAUAGGUAACACACAGUGUAGUCUAGAGAAUUAUUCCAGUCUAAACCCACUGAAAUAAAUGGAUUUAGAUUGGAGUAAUUCUGUAUAGGAUUGGGCAGAUAGUAUCCUAAGUGUGUAUCUUAAAAAAAUAAAUUGCAUUCUGUGGAACUGCUCUUUGCCCAAAAGCUAGUAGAUGUAACAGGUGUUAGCACUAACCAAAUAAGAGGAAGCUAAUAAAGCCUCCAUUAAUCCUGGCUAUAAAUGUUGAACUAGAAACCGUUGUUGAGGAUACACAGAUUCUAAGAAAUACUCUGAGAAAUUUAUAAAGCAAGCAUAAAAGGUGUGUUUGGUGUUGUGAUCGUGAUGGGGUUGGGGAGGAAGGGGAUUCACAGUAGCUGGAUUUCUGAAACUGAAAAGCCACUUAGAGUUCUAAUUUUUCUGACUAAAACUCAUGGUACACCAUUCACAUCAAAACAUUUCAUUGUCAGUUGGCUUCUCCAACCAGUGUUAAUCUCUGUGGUGAAAUUAGAAUUGGCAGGGCAGAACGUUUACUUGUUUCUGUAACAAGAACUUCCUACUUCUUGACCACUGUAUUUUUAAGCAGCUUUAACUUUGUCCUGGUUAAAAUGCAGGAAUCUUGGAGGGGUUAUCUUGUUAUAUAUGGAACAGAGUAUUUGUGAAAUCUGCUUAGAUGGAAACAUCAGGUUGACAUUUUUAGAUGAAUAUCCAGUCUUUAGUGGCUACUUCUGAAAAAAGCAUUGGUUUAAAAAAAAGCUUUAAUGUUCCUGCUGGUCAGUCGUGUCACUAUAUGAACUCCCUGAUAGAUGUGAGGAUUGGCAUAGCCUUUUGCAUUGGGUUACUCUGCUAGGAACCAUCAAGGGAUGUGAACCUGUCCAGGUAGUAAACAAAUACCUUUUCUGUCUUUGCAUGUUGAACACAACACCCACAAAUCCAGAGCUUUGUGUGAGUGUUGAUGCACAUGUGGAACUUCUCUGAAAGCCUUGUUUCCCAGUUGACUUCAGUGAAGGGAAAGCUUUUGUGUUACCUGUUGCUCUCAAUAUGUGAAGCUUAUUCCCCUCCUUCCCCCCUCCCGUUUGCCAUUUGCCAUGGAUCUAGAAAUGCAGGCAGAGGAGUUCCAUGUGUGCAUUGAAACAUCUGUGAAGAUCCUUUUGGUCAGGGUGCAGACAGAAAGAAGGUCAAUAUUAUAACAAAGUUAAAAGCCUAUUUUGCAUUAGUGUCUCAGAUUUGAGGGUUUAAGCUUUGUCUUUUUCAGGCUAUUUGAACGGGUUUUACAGCUAAUAAUAGGAAGUUAAGGUGGGAGAGACAGGAGCAUCUGACCCUUUCUAAUGUGAUAGAAAAUUUGAGUGUAUCAGGAGCCAGUUUAACAUAUCAAGGUAUUCUGAACAGUUUAACCUCUAAUUAUCCAGCAUCAGUGUCUGUGUGACUUGUUUCCAAUCUGGUGUGACUUUUUGAGCACUUAGCAAGCAAACUGGAGAAGCUUCAUUUAGCUUGCUGCUGUACAGACUUGUUUUUAGUAGAACGGAUCUGUUAGUGGGAUUUUAUUGUAGUGCUAUUAUUGGCUGCCCUUGUGGGGUGAAAGGGGGAGUGCAUGCAACAGAGGUUCAAGAGGCCCCAGUAAUAGUGUUUGUUAUAAAAUAGGCACAGGUUUCCUUUUUUGAUAACUUUUUUUAAGAAGAAAAACUGUCUUAACAGUUGUAUUGGUACUUUUUUCCAAGUUUAGGUCAAUGUUGUCUUCCAGAACAAGUUUAAAGCAUCACAUCUGCAUUGAACUAUUGCAUCAACACUUAAGAGUGGCAAUUCCAUUCUGAGCCAAUUGUGUAAAAUUCAUUUUUAUUUUUAUGCAAUCCAAUUAGUAGAUGAGCUCAGAGUUAAAUUCUUAAAAGCACGUUUAUGU
This is a messenger RNA of Gekko japonicus, 5746 nucleotides long. RefSeq names its product family with sequence similarity 168 member B (gene FAM168B). The coding region runs from base 243 to 830 and encodes 195 amino acids. The record is from RefSeq and is a predicted model, not a curated record. Lineage: Eukaryota; Metazoa; Chordata; Lepidosauria; Squamata; Gekkonidae. The transcript has 7 exons.